Molecule: messenger RNA, 1443 nt
Organism: Aureobasidium namibiae CBS 147.97
Lineage: Eukaryota; Fungi; Ascomycota; Dothideomycetes; Dothideales; Saccotheciaceae
Product: MFS general substrate transporter
Exons: 3
Biological process (GO): transmembrane transport
Molecular function (GO): transmembrane transporter activity
Source: RefSeq, a predicted model, not a curated record
UGGACGCGCAUCUACAGCAUCAUAGCAUACACACCGCCGCGAUGUCGCUGGGAUCCUGAAAAGCCACCGGAGUUCAGUAUGGCACUGAAUGUCCUGUUUGGCUUUGCUGGUGCUUUUACAGUCGCGAAUCUCUACUACAGUCACCCUAUCUUGAAUAUUCUGGCGGAAGAAUUCGAUGUGCCGUAUGAGAAGGUGUCGCAGAUCCCUACCGUCAUGCAGGCAGGGUAUGCAGCAGGUCUUUUGUUUCUGUGUCCAUUGGGUGAUCUCUUGCCUCGGAGACCAUUUGUUCUGUCGCUUGUCUUUUUCACUGCGACCAUGUGGAUUGGCGUGUGUGUGACAAAAGAUUUGGCUGCUUUUACUGCCAUCUCUUUUAUCACGGCCAUCACCACUGUCACUCCACAGCUUAUGCUUCCUCUGGUCGGUGAUCUCGCGCCGCCUAGUAAGAGAGCAGCAUCUCUGUCCAUUGUCACAUCAGGUCUGUUGUUAGGCAUGCUGAUAGCUAGACUGCUUUCUGGUGUAUUGACAAAUUUUACCUCAUGGCGUAACAUAUACUGGCUUGCUCUAGGACUUCAAUACGCCAUCUUCGUUUUGCUUUGGCUCUUCAUGCCAGACUAUCCUUCGACCAACCCGGAUGGUAUAAACUACUUCAAGAUCCUCUGGUCGAUCCUCGAAAUGCUUUUCAAAGAACCAGUACUCGUGCAGGCCUGCUUCGUCACCUUCUUCACGGCUGCAACAUUCACCUGUUUCUGGACGACCUUGACCUUUCUCCUUGCAGGAGCACCCUACAACUACGACUCGUUGACCAUCGGUCUCUUUUCUCUCAUCGGUAUCGCGAGUAUGUUUACCGGACCGUUCUGGGCCAAAUACGUUAUCGAUCGCUUCGUUCCAUUGUUCUCCGUAAUCCUAGGCGAGUUGUGGUGCAUGCUUGGAAUUUGCAUAGGAACGUAUACCGGUCGUAUCACAAUUGCUGGACCAGUCAUCCAGGCCUUCUUCAACGACUUUGGCCUGCAGACGGCCCAGAUUGCCAACAGAAGUGCCAUCUAUAGCAUCGCACCAAAAGCACGUAAUCGUGUCAACACGGCUUUUAUGGUGGCUACGUUCUGCGGCCAACUAGUCGGUACGGCUGCUGGAAACCAUCUUUAUGCAAGAGGCGGAUGGAUUGUCUCAGGCAGCUACAGUGUUGCCAGUAUUGGUGCCGCACUCAUCUGCUGUUUUGCACGUGGGCCAUGGGCGGAAGGGUGGUUCGGAUGGGGUGGCGGUUGGAGCGUCUACAAGAAGAGUGCUCAGAGUGCUGAUGGAAAGGCGGAAGAGAAGCAGACCAUGGGAGCAGUGAAAGCUGAUACAAACGUCGUUCAUGAUCCGGAAAAGGGCGAGACGCAGCAGGAACGAGUCAAUGAUGGUCCCACGGUCGAGAAAGGCAUCGAGAUGCUGGGAGCAGAGGAU